GCUUCAAGUUCACAACACUGCAGACAGCGGCAGCAGCCUGUCUGCGCUUAGGGUUCACUACACCACAGACAGGUGUGACUUCAUCUGAAUGAGGACUGAAUGAGAAUUACACAAACCAGCCUGUGUAGUUUAUCCUGAGCUCUGUGAGGUGUCAGCUGCCUCUCAGCCUUCUGUUCUACUCCACUCUCAGUCCAUUCAGAAGUUUAAAAUCUUUGUUGGCAACUUGAGAGAGCACUAUUCUGUUGGACCUCUUAUAUCUGUGAUGAUACAUUAGGGUAGCAUCUGCAUUGGAAUAGCAGCUAUGGAAAGAAGCAUGAAUUUUGACGAGAUUCUUUCCCAUAUCGGAGGCUUUGGCAAGUUCCAGAAGAUCUUGUAUGUGUGGAUUUGCCUCCCCCAGAUCCUGCUGGCAUUCCACAUGCUGAUAUCGGUCUUCACGGGGGCCGUCCCCCCUCAUCUCUGUCGCUCCAACAACACCACCUGGGCCUUGCCCGCCAGCUCAGACGCAUUCAACUUCAGCCUGGUGACGGGCCCAGACGGUGACCCUGGCCUGUCCUGCUCUGCCCCUGGGGGGGUCCCUAGCACCCCGCUAGCCCAGUUGAAUCACAGCACCGCCCUUGCCCUUAGCGAUGACCACGUCACCGGGGUUUGUCAAGGGGGGUGGGAAUUCAGCAAAGAAACCUUCCACAGCACCGUGGCAACUGAGUGGGAUCUGGUGUGUGAUAAUGCCAAUCUGAACAACAUUGGUUCCUCAAUCUACAUGUUUGGUCUUCUGGUCGGCGCCGUGCUGUUUGGUUCCUUAGCUGAUAAGUUUGGACGCAGGAACAUAAUCCUGGUUGGUCUGACUAUCCAGUCAACCUUUGGGGUUGGUGCUGCUUUUGCCCCAAAUUUCUACAUUUAUGUCUUUCUGCGCUUUGUGGUUGGAACCACUAUUUCAGCUGUCAUCAUGAACGCAUUUGUUUUAGGCACAGAGUGGACAGGAUCAAAGCACCGGAUGCUAGCUGGGAUCAUCACAGACUACUUCUUUGGGUUCGGCUACAUCACCCUGGCGGGCCUGGCCUACCUCAUCAGAGACUGGCGCAAGCUCCAGCUGGCCAUCUCAGCACCAGGCUUCCUCUUCAUCUUCUACAUCUGGGUCCUACCCAAGUCGGCUCGGUGGCUAUUGGCCAACCAGAGGAAUGAGGAGGCCAUGGAUCUGAUCAGGAAAGCUGCUCUGAUGAACGGCAAACCCCUGCAGGAGGACAUGGAGACAUGUCAGGGGUACAAUGAUAUGGUGAAGAUGGAGGAGAGGAAAAAGGACACAGUCAUUGACCUGGUCCGUACCCCAAAAAUGAGGAGGAAUUCAUGUAUCAUGUUUUACCUGUGGUUUGUCAACGUGCUGGUCUACUACGGCCUGUCUCUGAACAUCUCUGACUUUGGGAUGAACAUCUACCUGACCCAGCUGAUCUUUGGCCUGGUGGAGAUGCCUGCCAGGACCAUCACCCUAUUUACCCUGAACCGCUCCAGGAGGAUAUCCCAGCUAGCCUUCCUCGCUGUGGGAGGCCUGGCCUGCCUGCUAACCAUCUUCAUUCCUGAUGAUCUCUCCAUUAUUAGAACUGUCCUGGCUAUGGUGGGGAAGUUUGGAAUCACCGCCUCCUUGUCCAUCGUCUACAUCUACUCAGCAGAGGUCUUCCCUACUGUCAUAAGGCAGAGUGGAAUUGGUAUGGGCUCCAUGUGUGCCAGGGCAGGGGGAGUCCUGGCUCCCAUCAUCUACCUGCUGAGGGGUGUCAGUAAGAAUGCUCCCAUGGUGCUGUUUGGCCUGUGUACUCUGCUAGGUGCAGCCCUCACCCUGCUGCUGCCUGAGACAGCCCACCAGCCCCUGGCUGACACCAUUGAGGAUGUGGAGGGAUCCAGCAUGAGUGAGGAAUCAGAGGAAGGGAACAUGAAGCCAGCCCUCUAUGAGGAAUGUCCAACAAGGAACCCAGACAUCAUAAUCUGAAGAACCAGGAGUGGGACAAGGCACCAGUCCACUGAUACUUUGAGACCUGUGGUCCUGUCAUCUGGAGAACUUUUAAGGGAAAAUACCAUUCCUCCAAGGAACUCAACUGUGCAUUGUAAGAUAUCUGCUAAGAGUGUUAGAACAAAUGUGUAGCUUGUAAAGCUAUUUCCUAUUUUGUACAUAAGACAUUGAUGUCACUGAACUGACAUUUUAUACCGUUUUAUUUUAUAUUUAAACAUUUUUCUUUUGUUUUGAAAAUAUGUACUAUAUAUUGAUGUUUUAUAGUGACUAUCAGUUCACAUUUAGAUUGAUAAUGAAGUACAUUAGUAACAGUUUAUUUAUGCAUCAAAUAUCCAUUUAUCAGAUUCUGUAAAUACUGUCAAGGACACACCAUUGUUUGGUGCCAAUAGCCUUGUGCUCUUUUUAUCCACAUUUCUUUAAUGGUGCAUCCAUCUUCCUGAAACGGAACUCACUCCCAUCCUGUCCCUGUCUGUUAACUAGUAGGUCUUCCUGAAUGCCUGUCUUGUCUGACUAGGCACCCCUACAGUACUGUUCAUACCUAACAGGUUUACCUUAAGAUGUUAGCUCAGUUUCAGCCAACGAAUGCCGUACUGUUCAUCAUGCAUUGUGAUUUUGUAUAAAGUGACCACACUGUGAACGAGCAUAGAUAACAACUUUUGCAAACUAUCACACAUAUGCAAGAUGAAUAGCUAAAUAUUUUUUUUCUAUUUUAUAAUAGAAUUUUGUUUACUUGGUGGGUUCUGUAUUAGACAUUCCUAACUCUCAAUUUAGAAGUGAAUGUGUUUGAAGUUGAUGUUGGUCUGUGAUCAUGAUGAGUUUUUUAAAAGUGUGCACUCUCCAGAACAGCAGGCUAUAGGACAACUGCUCCACAGAAUGCUUGUUAGAAAAUCAUGCUGAUAUACUAGCCAUCUGCUGGCAGCCUCCUACCAGCCAGGUUGUGAAAACAGCCAUGGAAUCUCAAGUGCCCAUGUAACGGAGUUAAGAACGUUCUGUUCACUCCAUGGCAAACAUGAAAUGUCGGGGAUGGGAGCUAUAGAAUAAGAUAUUUUCCGGUGGAACGUUGUCAAGGAGGAUGGUGACGUGUGUUGCGAAGCAGAGGAUCACUGGUUCAAGCCCAGUAUGGGGCAGUCAGACACUGGAGGAAGCUAAGCUGUUAGCAGCACACUGACCCCCAGUACAGCCAGUGUCCGCUCCAAGAUUACCCAGUUAAAGGUUUCUAGGGUCAGCAGAUGAGCUGUGGUAUCUGUAAUCAGCCUUUACACAAGACAAAGAUGCCCUUAUACAAGACAAGGAUGCCCUUAUACAAGACAAAGAUGGAUGAACUGAAUGAUAAACAGUUAUGACAGUGUUACUCCAAGUUAGGAAGCCAUCUCUUCAAACAUGAAGUUUACAUUCCACAUUUACAUUACAUUAUUAACAUUUCAGCUGAAGGCUUUCAUUCUGAGUGCUUACAGUCAGUAUAUAAAGUACAUUAUAAACUGGGUGGUUCGAGCCCUGAAUGCUGAUUGUCUGACAGCCGUGGUAUAUCAGAUCGUAUACCAUGGGUAUGACAAAACAUUUUUACUGCUCUAAUUACAUUGGUAACCAGUUUAUAAUAGCAAUAAGGUACCUCAGGGGUUUGUGGUAUAUGGCCAAUAUAUCACGGCUAAGGGCUGUAUCCAGGCACUCCUCGAUGCAUCCUGCAUAUGAACAGCCCUAAGCCGUGGAAUAUUGGCCAUAUACCACACCCCCUCGUGCCUUAUUGCUUAACUGAACCGCAGCAGUAACACCAGAGAGACAGAUCCGAGUUUGAGAUCUUUCACAUCGGGUGGAGAAGAAUAGAAGACUGAUGUGAUGACAUGCUCUCUCUGUGGUACUUUGGGUGGAUCUUAUUAUUUUUAUGGCAGUGGAUGAUUUGACAGGCAUCAAUUGUUCCCCUGUCAUUGUAAGGCUUAGGAGAGCAAAGCCGCACAUUCUUGCUUUGGAUGAAUCACAGGGUUUGCCUUACGGUCAUGUAACCAAACGACUGUAAUAGGCCUAUAUGUUUAGUAAAAGUAGUCAACAGGAGUUCGAUGUGUUGUGUUAGUGAUCACUGCCACUCUCUGGAUGAAAGUGGUACUUGCUUCUUGUCUGACAUCUCUGACAUCUCUGUAUAUACGGUAAGUACUGUAAUGGGGCACAAGCAUGAUGACCACAGAGAUUGUGUUACAACAUGUGCAUUUCCUGAUUCUGUAGAAUCAGUACUUUUAUACAAAUGUAUAACAAAUUUACAAAAUCAAAGUAAAAUUGGGAAGUUAUCCAUGAUGUGAUAAAAAAUAUAUAUAUACUAACACAUUUCAUUUGUACAAUAUAGUUCUGUUUACACAA
Salmo salar (Atlantic salmon) is the source of this 4342-nucleotide messenger RNA. RefSeq names its product solute carrier family 22 member 6-A. Gene Ontology annotation, biological process: transmembrane transport. NCBI's taxonomy places the organism in Eukaryota, Metazoa, Chordata, Actinopteri, Salmoniformes, Salmonidae. Gene Ontology annotation, molecular function: transmembrane transporter activity. Gene Ontology annotation, cellular component: membrane. The record is from RefSeq and is a predicted model, not a curated record.